Molecule: messenger RNA, 3606 nt
Organism: Stegodyphus dumicola
Lineage: Eukaryota; Metazoa; Arthropoda; Arachnida; Araneae; Eresidae
Biological process (GO): activation of adenylate cyclase activity; adenylate cyclase-activating G protein-coupled receptor signaling pathway; hormone-mediated signaling pathway
Cellular component (GO): plasma membrane
Molecular function (GO): G protein-coupled peptide receptor activity; protein binding
Source: RefSeq, a predicted model, not a curated record
UCAGACCACCGAGAGUGUCAACCAGGUGAAUUUCAAUGCAUGAAUGGUCAAUGUAUUCCUUUUGAACAACGAUGUGAUUUAUUGAACAAUUGCUUUGAUAACUCAGAUGAGCACAAUUGCAAAGGUUCUUGCAAUCCCAAUAGCACUUUUCAGUGUUAUGAUGGCACCUGCAUUCCCAGGUAUACUUUAUGUGAUGGUCACAGAGACUGCCCUGGAAAAUAUCACGAAGAUGAACAAGUAGGAUGUUCUCGAAGAGAAGAUAGACUUGGAAGAUAUGAAGAAAAGAAGCUGUGUUCGAAACGAGAUCGAAAGACGUGCCUAGACUUGUACAUGUUAGAUAACAUCCGAGCGAGCGGCUACUACAUGAUAGAUUCAGAUGGCUCUGAUGGACCAAUACCACCUUUCGAAGUGUUCUGCCAGAUUGGUGAUAGCCCGGAAGAAGUGAUCACCAUCAUCCAUCACGACUCAGAGGAAAGUAUGUAUGUCCGGUCAGGAAAAGACGGUCCAGGAAGUUACAGCAGGACUCUCGUCUACUCCGUGGGUAUGGAAAAACUCAAAGCACUAACCAACGCAUCAAAAACUUGCCGGCAGUUUAUCAGUUGGCGAUGUUGGGGAACAGGCUUCCACUUUGAAUCUGAGAAACCUUGGAGCUGGUGGGUUUCUUGGAACGGGCAGCCUCAAUACACCUGGGGAGGCGCAAAAAAGCAUACAACUUGUGGCUGUGAUGUAGAAGGAUGUAGAAACGUCAAUAAAACUUGCAAUUGUGAUUCUGUCCAAAAAUUUGAAGGGAGUGCAGAUGAAGGAUUUCUGGAGAACAAGGAUACCCUACCAGUUAAAGAGGUAAGAUUUGGUUACACAUUCCGGACAGGACAAUAUGGUUAUCACCGAAUUGGACCGUUAGAAUGCUUUGGAAAUGCUGUUGAAAUUGUGGAAAGAUGCACGAACAGUACGAAUUACAUGAAAUGUUUUACUGGUCAUUAUGUUCCCAUUUCAUUCAAGUGUCUUUAUGAAUUCGACCAGUAUGGGUAUCACAUAGGAUGUAGAGACGUUACGCAUUUGAGACACUGCGAAGAUUUUGUUUGUCCUAAGGAUUACAUAAAAUGCCCAGAAUCUUACUGCAUACCGACGAGUUAUGUUUGUAAUGGGAAAUGGGACUGCAUUGGUGGAAAAGAUGAGGAAGAAUGUGAUUCGUACAAUUGCCCCGGUCAGUACAAGUGUUACAACAGAAGUUCAUGCUUGCCUUUAGGAAAACUGUGCGAUGGAGUCAGAAACUGUCCCCACGGUGAUGAUGAGCUGUUAUGCGAUCUGGUUUGCCCCGAAAACUGCAUGUGCGUCGGCUUAUUUAUUUCGUGUAUGCGUCAGAAUGCAUCCGUGCUACCAAGUAAUCUACCUCAUGAAGUUCGAAAACUAGAUUUCAGUUUCAAUCGUCUUGAUUUACAUAAAACGGACUUUUCCAAUUACUGGACACUUGGAGAACUGAUACUACAAUAUAACCAUCUAAAUUCUAUCCCAGCAAAACGAUUUGUGCCUCUGAGGAAUUUGUACAAAUUGGAUCUCAGCAAUAAUAGAAUAACAUUUAUCGAAGCGUCAGCUUUUGAAGGACUUACGAAUGUUCGAUUACUGGUCCUUGAAAAUAAUCCCACUCUCACAGAAAUUGAAGCGGAAGCUUUCAAUGGUCUGACUAACUUACCUACUCUGAAUCUGACCGGAAUAUCUCUUAGAAUUUUGAGAAGGAGUACUUUUAACGGAAUGUCCAGCCUUAGAACUUUAAACCUACAGAAUAAUAACAUAGAAAAAGUUGAAACUGGUGCUUUUGUAGGACUUCACUCUGUAACAGUCUUAGAUAUCAAAGGAAACGACAUUGUAGACUUUACAUCUCACAUCUUCACUGGGUUGAAAUCUUUAGAAUACUUGUACACUGAUUCAUACACAUUCUGUUGUAUGGCAUCUUCUCUAGUAUCACUACAGAACUGUCACCCUCCUCCAGAUGAGAUUUCAUCCUGUGAAGACCUGAUGAGCAGUCCUGUGCAAAGAUCCUUCUUGUGGGUGCUGGGAAUCAUUGCCUUGGUUGGUAAUCUUUUCGUCAUCAUCUGGCGUUCGAAGACCAAGGAUUCAAGUAGAAUAAGUUCAACCCUUAUCCUCAGUCUGGGCUGCGCAGAUUUUCUCAUGGGAAUAUACCUCAUUAUCAUUGCUAGUGUGGAUGUUUAUUACAGAAGUAUUUACAUUGAAAACUCUGACAAAUGGAAGAGAAGUACCCUCUGCAAAAUUUGCGGCUUCCUGUCAACUGUGUCCACAGAAGUUUCGGUGCUUACUCUUGCCUUCAUCACACUAGAUAGACUAAUUUGUCUUUGCUUUCCACUCUCCCAGAGGAGGUUCAGUCUCCAGUUUACAUACAGACUAAUCGCUUCAUCAUGGAUUAUAGCUGGUGUUAUGGCAGCCAUACCUCUGGUAGUAGAACCGUAUUUUCAGGGAAGAUUCUAUGCACGCUCUGGCGUUUGCUUGGCUUUACACAUCACAAAUCACAGACCAGCAGGCUGGGAAUAUUCAGUAGCUAUAUUUUUCUGCCUGAAUUCAAUAGCAUUCAUAAUAAUCGUUUUGGCAUAUCUUUACAUGUACAUUACCAUCAGGCAGUCGUAUCAGAACAUGAGUCGACUUAUGUCUCGGCAAACAAGGGAAAACAAGAUUGGACGACAAAUGGCAUUGAUCGUUUUGACUAAUUCCAUGUGUUGGUUUCCUAUUAUUGUUAUGGGAAUGUUGGCCAUGUCUGGAAUCAAUAUAACAGGAGAAGCAUAUUCAUGGACAGCCAUUUUCGUUUUGCCGUUGAAUUCUGCCACGAAUCCAUUGAUUUACACCAUAUCUUCUCUUCAUUUCCAUACGCGUUUAUUAUCGAGGUUUGGCUUAACUUCAAAGGACGCAAAGGGCUUAUACGUCAGCAGACUAACUAGUUCAAAUCGAAAGUCAGAUAAAUCUGAGCGUAUGAUGUUAAGAGAUCAACUGAACUCUCGUCCUUUCAAACCCCCUCAUGGGUACAUCUCUCUUCUGCAAUAUUUAAGAACAGUCCCGGGGCUUAGACCUCGCCACCUUUUGAAAAUAGCAACAGCUAUCUGUAAAAUGUUGACAGAACUGCACGCAGGCAGUUAUGCAUUGGGAGGUAUUGAUGUGAACGCUGUUUUCGUAAGCGAGAGCUCGGACGGGGAUGAAAUUCAUGUUUAUGUGCCAGACUUCAAUGCUUAUAAAAUAGUAUCAACACCUAUAAGUGGUAUGCCAGAUGAUACAGCAGUGGAUAUGGAAGAAUUUGGACUUUUGGUAAAGAAAAUGCUCAGAGUUUACCAUGUGAUAUCAAGGUCGAAUGACCCCAUGCAAGGCACUGCUUGUUAAUGAUGUAAGAAGUAUCCAUCUCUUCAGGGAAGAAAGCCAACAAGAUAAGCUGUCGAAUUCCGUUGAUGACAUACUUGUGACUCUUGUUUUAUCUGUAGAAAUAUUGUCUUCUCUGUGUAUAUAAGAAAACUCUGUGCAAAUGUUGUGAAAGAAUGUGGUUUUAUAAGAAAGAAGAAUCUUUCACUUUUUUAUUUUAUAAAAGUAAAAGAAGAACAUAAUUAAUUGGUA